AUGGGUGGAACUUCCCUCCAAUUUCUCCUCACUUUAGUUCUCCUUUUUUUGUGCAUGAAACCAACUACUGCAAAUUAUUUGGGGUUAGCAGAUACUCACCUUGGCUGCAAAGAGCAUGAGAGACAAGCUCUUCUCAAGAUUAAACAAGACCUUAUUGAUGACGAUCGCCAUCUUUCUUCUUGGAGCUCUGAUCAAGAUUGUUGCACAUGGAGUAGGGUCACUUGUAGCAACCAAACAGGCCACGUCAUCAUGCUCAAUCUUCAAGGAGUGGGGUCAGGUAAACUUAAUCCUUCCUUGAUUGAGUUGAAAUAUUUGACUGAUUUGGAUGUGAGCUACAAUGAUUUUCAUCAGAGCCAAAUUCCAGAAUUCAUUGCAUCUUUCUCCAACGUAACAUCCCUUGACCUUAGUGGUGCUAAUUUUGGAAGAAAUAUUCCUUUUCAGCUUGGGAAUCUUUCCAACUUGCAGUACCUUAAUCUUGGAGGGAAUAAUUUUAAUAAACCUGAAAACAUAGAGUGGCUUUCUCUACUUUCUUCUUUAGAAAUCCUUUACAUGGAUGACAUUAACCUGAGCAAAGUCAAUAAUUGGCUCCAUGUUGUGAAUAAACUGCCGUACUUGACAUACGUGCACUUGGACUCUUGUAAUCUUCCGAAUAUUUUCUCUGUUCCUCUUGUCAAUUCUUCUACUUCUCUGGAUGUCCUCGAUCUCUCUUCUAAUAAUCUCACUUCUUCUUCUUCAGUACUAGAAUGGUUGUUCAACUCCAACACUAGUGUUGUUGAACUUUAUCUCUUUGAAAAUCAAUUUCAAGGUUUAAUUCCGAUUGCUUUUAGCAAAAUAAACACUCUUGCAGAGCUUGGUCUUGAUUCUAAUGAGUUUGAAGGCGAGAUACCAAAAGCCUUUGGUGGUAUGUGUAAUUUGAAAACGUUGUCUCUACCAUUGAACCAUCUUAGCGGACAACUUGGUUUUAUUCAUAACUCGACACACUGUGCAAACCACUCAUUAGAGUUUUUGGAUUUAGGUCAGAAUCAAAUCAUGGGAUCAUUACCUGAUCUCACAACAUUUCCAUCAUUGACAUUUUUAGACCUUAGUCAAAAUCGUUUGAAUGGGACAAUACCUGAAAGUUUGGGAAAACUAUCUAACCUAGAGUCUCUGUAUCUUCAAGGUAAUUCAUUGGAAGGUGUUAUUUCUGAUGCCCACUUCUCAAAACUUACAAAAUUGAAGCAUUUGUACUUGUCUAAUAACUUAUUGAAUUUCAACUUCAGCUCUGAUUGGGUUCCACCUUUCCAAUUAAAUGAGAUAAAUUUACGAUUUUGCCAACUAGGCCCUCGAUUCCCAAAAUGGCUUCAAACUCAAAAAAAUUACUAUUGGCUUGAUAUUUCCAAUUCUGCAAUUUCGGAUAGCCUUUCGAAUUUCAAUUUGGUCUUUCCUCCUCAAUUAGGAUAUAUGAAUUUGUCUUACAACCAAAUUAGUGGCCAAAUUCCCAAUUUGUCGUUGGAGUUUACUUUUCCCCCAAUUGUGGACUUGAGUUCAAAUAAACUUGAAGGCAGAAUACCACAAUUUUUAUUUGAAUCAGGAUAUUUGGAUCUAUCCAAGAAUUUGCUUUCAGGCCCAAUUUCUUCCUUAUGUGAAGUUCAAAAUGGGAAAUUGAACAUUCUAGAUCUCUCCAAUAACCAAUUAUCAAGACCGAUACCAGAUUCAUGUUUGAUGCAUUUUGAAGGAUUAUUAAUUCUUAAUUUGGCAAACAAUCAUUUUCAUGGGAAAAUUCCAAGUUCGGUGGGAUUUCUACAUGAGAUUGUGACAUUGGAUUUAGGUAACAAUAAUUUUAGUGGGAAACUUCCUUCCUCCUUGAAGAAUUGCACAAAGUUGGUAUUCUUUAAUCUCAAACAAAAUGAUCUAUCAGGACAGAUACCAAUGUGGUUGGGGAUUAGUCAUCCAAAUUUAGUUGUACUUAUCCUUCGAUCCAAUCACUUCUAUGGAGCCAUCCCGACACAUAUCUGUCAUCUAGCACAUCUGCAAAUUUUAGACCUUGCUUUAAACCAAAUCUCAGGAAGUAUGCCAAAAUGCCUCAACAAUCUUACUGCUUUAACUCAAAAAGUGAGUCCAAAUGCCACAAUCAGCCAUUCUCAUGAAACACAGGUCAGCGACAAUACCCUGUUUGAUAUGUCGUAUGAUGAUCGUAUGUUUUUUAUGUGGAAAGGAAAAGAGCAUGAGUAUAAAAAUAUUCUUGGACUAUUAAAAAGCAUAGAUCUCUCGAGCAAUAAUUUAACUGGGCGGAUUCCAAGAGAAAUUGUGGAACUUGUUGGAUUGGUUUCCUUAAAUCUCUCAAGAAACCGUUUGACGGGACAAAUCACUUCAGAGAUUGAUAUGUUACAAUCAUUAGAUGCCUUGGAUCUAUCUCAAAACCAGCUUUCUGGUGGAAUUCCUUCAAGCCUUUCUCAUAUUGAUCGUCUUAGUGUCUUGGACUUGUCAAACAACAAUUUUUCCGGAAAAAUUCCGACAAGCCCUCACCUUGAUACCUUUAAAGCAACCUCAUAUGAGGGGAAUCCAAAUCUUUGCGGAGUCCCGCUUCCAAAGAAAUGUUCGGGGGAAGAAAUAGCUCAAAAUCCAGCUAUGAACAGGAGCAGAGAACAUGCUGGCAGGCAAGAUGAGAAAGAAGGAUUAAUAUCCAUAGGAUUUUAUGUUAGUGUGGCCCUUGGAUUUAUCGCAGGUUUCUGGGGAGUUGUUGGCACAUUAGUACUGAAUAUGUCACUGCGAGUCGCAUUUUUCAGGUUCUUGAACAAUUUCAAAGAUAGGCUAUAUGUGGCAAUAUCAGUGAAUUUAGCCAGAGUUCAGAGGCAGCUUCAAAACUAA
Quercus lobata is the source of this 2847-nucleotide messenger RNA. RefSeq names its product receptor-like protein EIX2. The coding region runs from base 1 to 2847 and encodes 948 amino acids. The transcript has a single exon. Gene Ontology annotation, molecular function: protein binding. Lineage: Eukaryota; Viridiplantae; Streptophyta; Magnoliopsida; Fagales; Fagaceae. The record is from RefSeq and is a predicted model, not a curated record.